Molecule: messenger RNA, 758 nt
Organism: Aethina tumida (small hive beetle)
Lineage: Eukaryota; Metazoa; Arthropoda; Insecta; Coleoptera; Nitidulidae
Product: deoxyuridine 5'-triphosphate nucleotidohydrolase, mitochondrial
Exons: 4
Coding region: 173-625 (150 amino acids)
Biological process (GO): dUMP biosynthetic process; dUTP catabolic process
Molecular function (GO): magnesium ion binding; dUTP diphosphatase activity
Source: RefSeq, a predicted model, not a curated record
AUGAUCAAUAGUGGAAGAGGAAGAACUCUUAACCUAUACAAUAUUUAUUGUCAUUAUUUUAAUUUUCCUGAUUAUUACACAAAAUUUUAUACAGAACAGGAAUAAAUCGAUAUAGAUUUGAUAUUGUGCCGGUUCAGUUUGUAGACCACGCUUGAAAACUACCACUACGAAAAUGGUUAUCAACGGAACAUCCAACGAGCCCGUGUUGAAAUACACCAAAACGGUCCCGGAAGCCCAUCCACCAGUUAGGGGCUCCGACAAAGCCGCCGGUUACGAUCUAAAAAGCGCCUUUGCCUACGUUGUUCCCGCCAAAGGUAAAGAGAUAAUUGACACCGGUAUUAAAAUACAGCUUCCCGAGGGAUGUUACGGUAGAAUCGCCCCCAGAAGUGGUCUCGCAGCCAAAAACUUCAUCGAUGUUGGAGCGGGUGUAGUUGACGAAGAUUACAGAGGCAUUUUGAAAGUAGUGCUGUUCAAUCAUGGAGACAAUGAUUUUGCUGUUCAACCAGGUGACCGUAUUGCCCAGCUCAUCUGUGAAAAAAUCUACUAUCCUAAACUUGUAGAAGUUAAGGAAUUGACCGACACAGCCCGAGGCGAGGGUGGCUUUGGUUCAACUGGAGUCAAUUAAUAAUUUCCUAUUCUAUUUUAUUAUAUUUUUUUUAUUUUUAUGCUAUAUUAUGUUACUAUUUUAAGUUCCUCGAUUAAGUUAUUUAUUUGCAUACUUUUGUACGCUUGAUUUAAUAAACAUUUUUUAAAAACAA